AUGUUGAUUACUCUAGAAUGCGUUCUACUUGCGUUACAAGCGGUUGCUGCAGUUCGACUUGCAUUAGAUUCACCAACUGGAAUUGACAGUCAAUCAAACAAUAGGCUAUCAAAACGAUCACCCGUUCAAUUGAAUGGUGGUAAUGUUAGAAAAUGUUUCAAGAUAAAACUCAAUGCUAAUGGAGUUGAUUUGAAUUUACUAGUCGAUUCAGAUAUCUCUGAUAUAGUCAUACCACUUUCUAGUUCAAGCAACGAUCUAGGUUUGGCUAUACAAAGUAUUCCAGGUGGGGAACUCGUUACUAUAAAGUACAAAGGCGAUGAGUAUAAUGGAGUUACAUCCACAGCCGUUGUGACGAUUCCGGGUACCGAAAUAACUGGCGUCAAUUUACCAGUAAUAGAAAUUGAAAAAAAGUCGGCAGAUAUAGUUGGUAUUGGUGAAAUAAUUGAUCAAGGUGUAUUUGGAUUUGGCUAUCCUUUGCUGUCAAGUCAUGAUUCACGAGUUCCUGCGAUGGAUGCUUUGUACAAUUAUGGUGUCAUUCCUAAAAACGAGAUUAGUAUUCAACUAUGUCCGUAUGACAUGCAUCCAGAAAGUUUCAUCAAUAUAGGAAACACGGAUAUAACUCCAAGAUGCGAAACGGAUGGAAACAGUGUUGCAUGGAUAAACUCACCAUCGAACGAUCAUUUUACUGUCAACAUCAAGAGUGUACUAAUCAAUGACAAACCAGUGGAUUUGCCCGAGGAAUUCCAGGAAGUUGUGGAAAAUGGACGUACUCUGUAUUCAUAUCUACAUACAUGCUUUUUACAUAUGCGUUUUCCUCAAACAGUCGUAACAGCUUUGAUCAAUGCUAUCCUUGAUAGUAAUGCGAUCACUAUCACAAGUAUUAGAUUUACUGUAGAAGUUGGUCCAAAUGACAAAGCAAUUCUUGGUACAUCAUUUAUAGACCGGCUUACAGUGACAUUUGAUCGACAAAAUGAACGCGUUGGAUUUGGUCCUGGAUGUGGAUGCGAAGUCAUGACUAGCGGAUAUCCUAUUAUUUCAAACGGUCAUGGAGUGCUCUGGCCAUUAUCACAUGUUAGAUUGCCUGAACAACCAAGUACUUCAAGUUCAGGUGACACAUCUACUCUCGGGAGAUCGUUGCGACUUGGUAGUACUUUUCGUGGUAGUAUUCGUCGUGGUAGUAAGCAGUCAAAGCUUAAUUAUGAGAAAUUUGAGGGCUGA
This is a messenger RNA of Batrachochytrium dendrobatidis JAM81, 1218 nucleotides long. RefSeq lists its product as uncharacterized. Bases 1 to 1218 code for a protein of 405 amino acids. The record is from RefSeq and is a predicted model, not a curated record. Lineage: Eukaryota; Fungi; Chytridiomycota; Chytridiomycetes; Rhizophydiales. Gene Ontology annotation, molecular function: aspartic-type endopeptidase activity. The transcript has 4 exons. Gene Ontology annotation, biological process: proteolysis.